UCCUCCCCUCGUCAAUCGUCAGUCCUCCUCCAGUCAAACAUCAGCGAUCCCCUUAGUAAAGUAUCAGUCAAAAAUUUACGAUUUUUCCCAGCCAAUGAAACGAGCACAAACACGGAACUAUUAUCACAUGGACUCAAUACAGAAGAGGUGCUAGCUGGUGUAAGGAACAUGGGAGACCCCAAAGCUCAUUAUGAAGCUCUAAAGAAAGAGCUAGAUGAAGGCUUAAUCACACAGAAGGGCUUUGAGGCAAGGGUGAAAGAACUUUUGCAGAAACCGCCACAAGACUGCCAAGAUGCAGCAACCAUUUUUAAAUUUGCAAAAGAAUGUCAACUUAAGGGCAAAAGUAAACGCAAACAUUUUCCCCUUUCCAAAGCCACAGAGCAAAAAUAUUUAAAAAUAAGGAUCCGUCCAAUGGCUUGGAAAGAAAAAACAAAAGUGACAGGGGGAAAGUACAUUAGAGUUGUUGCUGAGGAGGAGCCGUCCAAAUUUUUACUGGACCCCACUGAUGGCUACAAUGAAAUUGUGGCUGCUGCCAAAGACAGACUUUGGCCAGACUUUGACCUUCCAGGUGCAGCCUUCACACUCUGCCAUGACGAUGGGACACCAUGGCCAAGGGGGGACUUUGAAAAAGAGCAUAAAACCCUAUCAGAAAUAAAGGAUGUCUGGAAAAAAACAUUCUUUGUUGGACGAAGAUCCAUGGGUAUAUUUAGUUCAGUGCCAUGAUAAUUAUAAUUUUUGGUGAUACUUAUUCUUUAUAUGCAUUAUUGGAUGUCCUUUGUUUUCAAACAGCAGGACACAGUUACCUGGCUGAGGAACGGGUAAGAUAACAGUAUAUAAGCCUCUUCAAUAUGUCUGACAAUGUUACUACUACCAAAAUUAAGUGGUACAUAUUGAAUGUGUUUUAAUAAGUUGUCUACAACUGUUGUUUUUGUGCUAAACAUUGUAUUAUUGGAUAUUACAUGUUUUUGUCUGUUCAUUGUUAGCCUAUGCUCAAAAAAGUACGGCUUUCAAUUUAAGUUCCUACAAAUUCUGAGGUAUGAAUUCAAACUAAGUUUUUACAAAUAAUAACACUAGGUACUUCUUUAAGUAAACUUGUCAUAUGUGGGUUUGACAAUACGAUUACCUUCUUUAGUUAUUUAGGUCAGGACUAACAUUACAUAGUUUUUUAACAAUUAUAUAUUGCCAUUAUAAUGACAUUAACAGCUCCUGAAUGGUUUUGUUUUUGUGUCCAGGUGCUCCCAGGGUGUAGGUCAGACAGAAUGUCUUGUGCACCACUGUUUAAAUCUUUCCAACCGAUUGCUUCCAGUUCCAGCAUUGUCCCGCCACCCUCGCCCGGGCCACAAGAAAAUGAUUCUAGUUCCCCGUCAGAGGAUUUCUUGGCAGGUAAAAAAAAAAUCUCAUUUAACCAAGUACAUUCAAAUGUCUAUAACAUAUUUAAAUGACAAUUUUUACAGACUCACAACAACAAAAUUAUCCGGUUGAGGUAAGAUUUUGCAUGGGGGUCUAUUUCUAAACGACGAAAGUUUACCACCUUGCUUUAUGCAAAAUGCUAACAAUGCUGUCAUUUUAUCAAAGGGGGAAAAUCAUUUUGAUUUAAUAGAUUUAGACAACUACUCUGAGGAUGCGGAGGUGGCCAGAGACAAGGUUGGAUAAUUAAGCAAUAAUCCUGGUCUGGCUGAACAACAGGGGUUUGAAGAAACUGAAGUUUUAGAAUCGCCUUCUCGUGAGUACAGUACUAAUAAUUAAAAUGAUGUAAUGCAAAAUGCAAAGACUAAGUGUUACAACUAUAUUUCCACACAUAUUUCAGUUUAUUUGCAACGACUGCCAUAUGUGCCAGUGGAUCAAAUUACUUAUGAUUCCAAGAACGUAAUUGGAAAGGGAGGUUUUGCAAUUGUCUACAAAGGCAUGUACCAAAAUACCCCGGCUGCGAUCAAGAGGAUACUGAUAGACUCCAACUCCCAAGACGAUGUAGCACAUGAAAUCUUUGUCAACACACGUCUGAGCCAUCCAUGCAUUGUGAGAAUGAUGGGAGCGUCAAGGACAGCAACUGAACUUUUGAUAGCCAAUGAGUACAUACAAGGGAAUAAUCUGGAUGCCAUCCUUCACAACCAAUCUGCAAAAGUGCUAGAUGAAGAAACAAAACAGGCCAUUGGGUUCCAGGUUUGCUUGGCUGUUGAGUACAUCCAUUCAAAGAGCAUUAUACACCAGGACAUUAAACCAGGCAACAUUAUUGUGGAGGAAAAAGGCAAGAGAGCUUUUUUAACUGAUUGGGGCAUGGCAAACAUUCAUGACACAGUUUCCCUGAAAAUAGGCAGCCAGACCAUUGUUCCACCUGCUGGUCCUCUCGGUGGAACAAUCUACUACCGUGCUCCUGAAUGUGAGCUACACUACAAUCCUGCAACGUGGCAUUCAGAUGUGUGGUCUGUUGGUGCUACCUUUGUAGAGCUUUUUACAGGUUCUCGGCCUUGGAAUGUAAGACAACCUCGUGAAGUUAAAGCACUGCUUUCUUCACAGACUGAGCCCCAUGCUUUGGCCUUGCUUUCCCCAACAUGGAAAGACACUAUAAACCAGUGCCUUAUGUAUGAACCAGAACACCGACCCACAGCAAGUACACUGGCCAAGGUUUUCAGGUCUGGGCUUGACCUCCAAACACUUGGUUGGUAAAUUUAUUUUUGAGGGAGUAAUGGACUUCUCAGGACUGUGCAGGCAACUGAAGUCAUAGGCAAUUUAAAUAAUGUUCCUGAAACCAUUUUGUUAUUAUGCUUAAAAUGCUGAAAUUAUUUCCCUGGUUUUGAGAUUUUUUUUUUAUAUUGUUCUAAUGUUGGUUCUAAUUUUUCAUAUUUAAUGUUUGUUUGUUGGGAGAUUUCCUUCAAUAAUUUCACAAAUAUAUUAGUACCUAAUUUCUUAUAUAUCCUAGCUGGGCAGGCUAUUUUUAUUUUUUUUUACUUCAGUGCAAGAUUGGCUUUGAAAUGUUUACAAUAACCAACAUCCACUCUUCUUUUUUUUUGUUACAUAUAUAUUGUAUAUAUACUGUGCUGGAGUGUCCACCGUGGUCCUUUUUAUCACCUGCUCAUAAAAUUCACCAGGGCAUGCACCCUUUGACAAUGUUGUUAUGGUUACUGUAUUAAAGUGACUAUUUUCUCAGUGCAUGUUUAAAGCAGACGUCUUAGUCCCCUAUCUAAUAUGGGUUGCAGUAGAGCCAAACAAAGUGCUUUUUCAAA
Esox lucius (northern pike) is the source of this 3221-nucleotide messenger RNA. Its product is annotated as mitogen-activated protein kinase kinase kinase 2-like. Bases 1756 to 2664 code for a protein of 302 amino acids. Gene Ontology annotation, cellular component: cytoplasm. Lineage: Eukaryota; Metazoa; Chordata; Actinopteri; Esociformes; Esocidae. Gene Ontology annotation, molecular function: ATP binding; protein serine/threonine kinase activity. Gene Ontology annotation, biological process: protein phosphorylation. The transcript has 10 exons. The record is from RefSeq and is a predicted model, not a curated record.